Molecule: messenger RNA, 550 nt
Organism: Hibiscus syriacus
Lineage: Eukaryota; Viridiplantae; Streptophyta; Magnoliopsida; Malvales; Malvaceae
Product: protein ABC transporter 1, mitochondrial-like
Exons: 5
Coding region: 1-543 (180 amino acids)
Biological process (GO): ubiquinone biosynthetic process
Molecular function (GO): kinase activity
Source: RefSeq, a predicted model, not a curated record
AUGGACAGACUGGUGUGGCAGUGGCAGUCUUACAUGAUGCUGGAUCAUGGACAGGGCCAAUCCAAUACAUUCAAUUCCGCCUCCGCUGGAUUUGACACUCCAUUCGAUCUUGAGAAGCGAAUAAGACCUGGACACAAAGAAUCAGUCGUCUACUUCAACAACAACAGUGACGGCAGUGGCAAGGACAUUAAAGUUGUUAAUGAUGGGCUGGAGAGAGGACGUGAAUUCGAUUUGGACAAUAAGAGCUUUGUGGACGGUGCCAAAGUGGUGACAACGGCAGCAGAGGCGCCAGUACCUGUGAAGAGAUGGAGGCCAAGAGAAAGGAAGGUUCCCGCUACUCCAUUUUCUAGAGCAUUUGGCUUUGUUGCAUUAGGAGCUGGUCUUGCUUGGGGAACAGUUCAGGAAUCUGCCAAGAGGCUUGUUUAUGGUUCUCCAAACUCAAAUGAAAAGCAGUUUGUUGUUUCACCAUUCUUGUCCCAAAAAAAUGCAGAAAGAUUGGCUCUUGCAUUAUGUAGGAUGCGUGGGGCCGCUCUUAAAGUCUGACAAAUGU